AUGCAAAUCAAUGAGGCUCUGACUGUUAUCUUGGGUUCAGGAGAUGGAACACUGCACGAACUGAUCAAUUACCUCUCGAGCGCUGACAUCAAUGGCACAAGAGCUGGAGUUACCAGUGUUCCACCAGAAAUACAUCUUGUACUCGUUCCUUGCGGUACUGCAAAUGCGCUUUACUCCUCAUUAUUUCCUCCAACCUCCUCCGUCACCCCGUCGAUAGAAUACAGACUACAGUCUGUGAGGUCGUUUUCACAAGCCCCAGACUCCCAUCUUUUACCUUUAACAUUGGCUAUCACGACGCUCUCCUCACCUCCUGCCGCGAAGAUACGCCCUAAAGCCGUAGCGUCGGCAGUUGUUGUAUCUACCUCUCUCCAUGCAUCCAUCUUGCAUGACUCUGAACUUCUGCGCGCGGAGAUGCCAGGGAUUGAGCGAUUCAAGAUUGCCGCAAAGCAAAACAGCAAUAAGUGGUAUAAUGGUUACGCCAAACUGCUUCCUGUGGCAUCUCUCGGAGUAGUACAAUUGUAUGAUCCGGACGCCAAAGAGUUCAUCAGUCAUCCUGACGCAGAUGAAGACAACCCAGUGGUGGAUCUCUACGGGCCAUUCGCAUACUUCUUAUCUACGGUCAAUGUGGAUAGACUAGAGCCUGCAUUUCGGAUUACCCCUCUCGUUAAGGAUAUUCCCUCUGCAAAUGAUGCUUCUUGCGAUCUAGUAGCGAUUCGUCCUUUUUCUAGCCCAGUUGUGUCGAUAGACACGCCUGAAGCACGAGACAAUUUUGUGAGCAUAUUAUGGGAUACAUUGCAAUAUCAAAAUGGUAACCACGUUAAUCUUCGAUAUGACGAGGAGGGCAAGGUGACGUCCACCAAAUCUUACAUACUCAGCCAGAAGCACAUAUCUUACUUUGUGCUCCUUCCAAUUCCGCUACUGAUACUGUGGCACUCAAGAUUUUUAAGCUAG
This is a messenger RNA of Lentinula edodes (shiitake mushroom), 951 nucleotides long. RefSeq lists its product as uncharacterized. The transcript has 2 exons. Bases 1 to 951 code for a protein of 316 amino acids. The record is from RefSeq and is a predicted model, not a curated record. Gene Ontology annotation, molecular function: kinase activity. Lineage: Eukaryota; Fungi; Basidiomycota; Agaricomycetes; Agaricales; Omphalotaceae.